Molecule: messenger RNA, 1320 nt
Organism: Anthostomella pinea
Lineage: Eukaryota; Fungi; Ascomycota; Sordariomycetes; Xylariales; Xylariaceae
Source: the annotation of a GenBank genome assembly
AUGGUGUAUCGCCCAGCCAUCAUCGACCGAGGAGGUCGCUACAGCCGUCACUGUCCUCGUACGGGAUACAACAUGUCAAUUUGCUAUAUGGUAUGGGGAGGUUCCAAUAACAUCGAGAGAGGAGUCACGGUGGACUUGGGCUUCUCCAACUCGACGACAUACGACGCGGAGACGCAGGUGGCUUCCAUUCGACCUGGCUCGCGAUGGCGUGGGGUUUACGAGACUCUCGAUCCCCUAGGCGUCACCGUUCUGGGCGGGCGAGCUGCCUCAGUUGGUGUGGCGGGUUUCCUGACAGGCGGAGGGAACUCCUUCUACUCGGCGAAGAAGGGAUUCGCGUGUGAUAACGUGGUGAACUUUGAGGUCCGCCUGAUGAUAAUACCGUAUCAAGGGGGCAGGGAGAUCAUCAAUGCCAACUCUGAUGAGAAUCCAGAUCUCUACCAGGCCUUGAAGGACGGCCAGUCCAACUUUGGCAUCGUCACACGAUUUGACAUGCAGGGUUUCACCGCCCCUUUACUCUGGGGAGGUGUAGUGCAGUACAACAAGACGACCGGCCCCCAACACAUCGACGCCUACGUCGACUGGACGAACAAGGUGCAGGACGACGUCAACGGCUCCGCCAUCGUCUUCUGGACCUUCCAGCCUGCGCUUCAGGAGAUCAUCAUCGUCGGGGCCUACGAGGACACCGGCGGCAACGUGGCGGCCCCGGCAUUCGACGAAUUCCUGGCUAUUCAGGGCAACCUGUCAAGCACCAUGAGAAUCGCCAGUCACCUUGAAUUAACCAACGAUCUCGAGCAGCCGAAGGGGUACCGCGACAUAUGGUGGACGGGCACCAUCAAGAAUGACAAGCGCGUGUACGAGAAGAUCGUCGCUCUGCAUGAGGAGCUGUGCGACUUCAUGUCCGCGCAGUCGCCCGACGGAGACUCCGUCACGCAGGCCAUGUUCCAGUUGAUACCCACCAUCUUCACCAAGCACAGCGAGGAGAGGGGCGGCAACGAGCUCGGCCUCGACCGUGAGACGGAGAACGUCGUCAUGGUGCUCAUCACCCUUGCCGUCAACGGGGAAGAACAGCAGGCCGUCGCCCAGGAGCAGGUGCGCAAGCUCGGAGACGAGACGAUGGCGUUCGCCGCCAGCCUGGGCUCGAAGGUCGAGUGGGAGUAUAUCAACUACGCCUACAGCUGGCAGGACCCGCUGGCGAGCUACGGGGUCCAGAAUGUGGCCAAGAUCCGAGAGAUGGCGGCCAAGUUUGAUCCCCAGGGCAUCUUCCAGACUCGGGCGCCGGGUGGCUUCAAGAUAUCAAAGUCUACCGGUACUGCCGCUUAA